Halteromyces radiatus is the source of this 1170-nucleotide messenger RNA. RefSeq lists its product as uncharacterized. Gene Ontology annotation, cellular component: SCF ubiquitin ligase complex. Bases 16 to 1137 code for a protein of 373 amino acids. Gene Ontology annotation, molecular function: protein binding. Gene Ontology annotation, biological process: SCF-dependent proteasomal ubiquitin-dependent protein catabolic process. The transcript has 4 exons. The record is from RefSeq and is a predicted model, not a curated record. Lineage: Eukaryota; Fungi; Mucoromycota; Mucoromycetes; Mucorales; Cunninghamellaceae.
UUUUUUUUUUUUUUGAUGACUACUUCUACAACUCAGAUACAAAACGAUACACCAUUGGUAUCAUCAUCCAUUUCUUCUCAACAUCUAUUAGCCAUAGAACGCUAUAUUGCUGGUAUUAAACUAGAACAACAAGGAAGUGUUUCUGAAGCUUUAACUUGUUUUCAACAAGCAUUCAAAUUAAACCCUGAUGUUGACGUUGCUUAUUCUUAUAAAGAAAGAAAGUUAUCAUCAUCAUCUAUUUUCUCAACUGCAGAAGAUGUUGAAAAUCAUCAAGAUCACGUUACCAGUAUCGUUUCAUCUACUUUUGCUUCAAUUGAAGAUUUUAUUGAACAUAUUUGCCAAGAGGGUGAAUUAACGUAUAAUCCUUUAAAGAAGACGAAACCGAUAUGGAUCAUCAAACUUCCAGGUGAAAUCAUUGUCCAUAUCCUUUGUCAUUUAAUACUUCAAUCAUUAGGUAGUAUUGCUCAGUUUGGUUUAGUAUGUAAACCAUUCUUUUUACUUUCUCGCUCUCCUACCCUAUGGAGAUUCGCAAGUGAACACCUUUUUAAACAAUCUUAUAUGUCUUUUGAACAAUCACGUCAAACCCAACUUUCUUUGGUGGAUCAGUAUCAAGGGAAUUGGAUGCGUAUGCUGAAAGAGAGACCACGUAUUCGUUAUGACGGUGUAUAUAUUUCUACUUGUCAAUAUGUUAGGCCCGGUGUAUCAGAAACAGCUUGGACGAGACCUGUACAUCUUGUAACGUAUUAUCGAUAUUUACGAUUCUUUCCAGAUGGACGUGUUAUGAACUUUAUUUCAAAUGAUGCUCCAGUGCAAGUGGUCAAGCUUUUAGUGCCAUCAUUCAGCAAACGACAAUUAUUCAGAGGUAGAUUUGAAUGGGAUGGUGAAAGAAAAGUGAUCAUCCAUAUGAAGGAAGAUGGAAGACCUAAUGAACAGUUUAUAAUGAAUUUAAAUAUUAAGCACCCAUAUCAGGAAAAAAGAAGAAAACGUGGUGUUUAUAAAUUAACAUGGGAAUCCUAUGUCAGCCAUAAAGUUGAUGAUGAUAGUUUUAUUAACCCGUAUAAUUUAAAAUUGAUGAAACCAUUUAUUUUUAGUGCAGUGACUAGUUAUCAUGUUGAUUUCUCGAUCAAUGAAAAAUAAAACGUACUAUAUUGGAUAUUGUGGAGAAAAAAA